AACAUCUCAGAAUAUCUGAUCCUGCAUCGCCAUCACCUCAAAUCACUCUCCCGAGUGAUCCUAAUGACUCCACAGGACCCGCCGGCUCUCUUACAGCUCGCAAGUCACGGAUACCAAGAUUCGAGAAUUGGCGGAGGUCUGAACGCCGUCACGAAUCAUUCCUCACCCAGACUAUCGCUCAGAUCACCAGCAAAGAGCGUGCCAGUUGAAGAAAAAGCAAGCUUUUGUCCAGACUCUGAUGGAGUAGUCGAAGUGGAGCACAAGGAAACGAUCGUCGAAAGGUCCUCCUCGGCUCGAUUUAGAAGCCAUCUCCGAGCUGACAACAAAUCAUCCCCUCCGAUAGAUGACGAUAUACUGCGUCAAAAGAUUGCUUCUAAUCAUCUCAACGGUCAGCCUCCCUGGGUGGCAUCGUCUGGACUUAGCACUCGUAAAACAAAGAAGAUGCAACUUCAACGCCUAUCUCUGCACGUUUUUAUCUUGGGACGUUCGUUUCAACGUUCAGUCAAAGCAUGCAAGGCAAGGCAAAAUACAUCCGAAGAUAACAGAGAGUUUUCAAAGAUCAAAGCUCGUCUCGAUGCGAUGAUGCAACGACAAAGAGAAUCCCGACAGGCUUACAGAGCCCGAAAAACGGAAUUAAGCCAAUCAAGAUCCAACAUUGUCGGGGAUGGGAACACCCGUAGUGGACCGCAUACAAGGGUCAAUGGUCAAUAUGGUGUGGAGCAGUACCUUGGUAAAUCUAUGAACGAGGAUACUAAUAAAGACGAAGAAAAUGGCGAUGACGAAGACAUUGAUGAAGAUAUGAUCGAUCAAGCUGAAGGUGCUGUACCAGAGGUGGUUGACUCGGACACCGAGAUGCAAGAUUCCAGCCCAAACAGAGAACGUAGGAGGAAAUCUCAAAACGGACCUAGGCAAUCCUCUUCAGCUGCUCGAG
This is a messenger RNA of Acaulospora colombiana, 931 nucleotides long. The record is from the annotation of a GenBank genome assembly. Lineage: Eukaryota; Fungi; Glomeromycota; Glomeromycetes; Diversisporales; Acaulosporaceae.